ACCCCUCAUUCAGAAUUAGUGACUCCUCCUCAGCACUCUCUCCAGACCCUUAUCAACACCCUCGCUAUCUUGAAACCUAGAAGGUGAACUCCUUGAGCAAUUCCAGACCUUUGUCUCAAGAAAUCGCUCUCACAACGACUGUCGGGAUGUAACGAGCGGUUAUUAAAUGUCCAGGUCACAAUUUAGGUUUACAGCAAAAAUGCUUUCAGAACAGACAGCAUCCCUGGGGACAGGAUGGGAGUCAAUGAAUGUCCAGAUGGAUGGAGCAGAGCCCCAGGUGGAAAGGAGAAUCCAGGAAGAAGGGCCAUGGAGAACAGCACCAGGGCCGCUGGAGCACCUGUGCUGUGACCUUGAAGAGGAGCCACAGUCCCUUCAGGAGAAGGCUCAGUCAGCUCCCUGGGUUCCUGCCAUUCCCCAGGAAGGGAGCACUGGAGAUUGGGAGAUGGCAGCUGCACUUCUUGCGGCAGGAUCACAGGGCCUGGUAACCAUCAAGGAUGUGUCACUGUGCUUCUCUCAGGAGGAGUGGCGGAGCCUGGACCCUUCUCAGACAGACUUUUACGGAGAAUAUGUCAUGCAGGAAAACUGUGGGAUAGUGGUCUCGCUAAGAUUUCCAAUUCCCAAACUGGAUAUGCUUUCUCAACUAGAAGGAGGGGAGGAACAAUGGGUCCCUGACCCCCAGGACUUAGAAGACAGGGACAUCCUGAGGGUCACAUAUACAGGAGAUGGAAGUGAGCAUGAGGGGGAUACCCCUGAACUAGAAGCAGAACCUCCCAGAAUGUUAUCUAGUGUGUCUGAAGAUACUGUUCUCUGGAACCCAGAGCAGGAUGAGAGCUGGGAUUCCAUCCCCAGGAGCUCCAGAGGAAUGCUCCUGGGCCCACCUUUUCUUCAGGAAGAUAGCUUCUCAAACCUUCUGUGUAGCACAGAAAUGGAUUCCCUGUUAAGACCGCACACGUGCCCCCAGUGUGGGAAACAGUUUGUGUGGGGCUCCCACCUUGCCAGGCACCAGCAAACACACACUGGGGAGAGGCCCUACAGCUGCCUCAAGUGUGAGAAGAGCUUUGGGCGAAGACAUCACCUGAUCCGACACCAGAAAACCCACCUACAUGACAAGCCUAGCAGGUGCUCUGAGUGUGGCAAGAAUUUCCGAUGCAACUCCCAUCUGGCCAGCCACCAGAGAGUGCAUGCAGAAGGCAAAUCCUGCAAGGGCCAAGAGGUUGGAGAGAGCCCGGGGGCUAGGAAACGGCAGCGCGCCCCACCAGUGCCAAAGUGCCACGUGUGCACAGAGUGUGGGAAGAGCUUUGGCCGACGGCACCACCUGGUGAGACACUGGCUGACCCAUACUGGGGAGAAGCCCUUCCAGUGCCCUCGCUGUGAGAAGAGUUUCGGCCGUAAACAUCACCUGGACAGGCACCUGCUGACCCACCAGGGACAGAGUCCCCGGAACAGCUGGGACAGAGGGACAUCUGUCUUUUGAAAUCUGUUUCUGCUGCAGCUGUGGUCACAUCUGUCAGCUGGUGCUACCAGGAGUCUCUACCAGAGCUGCCCCUCUCCUACAGCCCAGUGGCCAGAAUCAUGAGCCCUGGCCCCAUCCUUAGAAAGAUGUGGUUCCACCAUUGGCCAGAGCAUUUCUCACCAGUUCUGUGAGAUGUCACAUGAAAUAGAGUUCUUUGGGCAAAAACUUUUGGGAAACAGUGCUUCCUCCAUGGGCUGAUAUUCAGCCUUAGCCCUCUCUCCAGGGUAGAGAAGAACCAGCAAUUUGUGACUAAGGCCCAUUCUGAUUGGUUGGAGCCUCUGCCAUAUCCGUUGUUAAAUAUUUUGAGUAUCAGUUUUGUAUAACUAUUCUCUUCUAUAUAUGUAGAGAAAGACCAUAUGAACAUAUUAAAGGCUCUGAAAACAUAUGGAGUAGAGCAAAUGGUUAAACCUCUUUUAAUGCAGUGUUUCCUAAAUUUAUUUGACCUCAGUAUCUUUUUCAUCUCACAUCCCACAGAACUGGUGACUCCAUUAAACACACUGGUGAACACUGAGUUGAAGAGUAAUGAGGAAGCAGGAAAGAGAUAGUGAUCAGGCACCCAGAGCCUCCUUUUUUAAUCCAAAUGAAAGCUGAGGAGCAGACCUCAUUCCUGUGUGGGCCCAUCACCUUUAUCCUGAUCAUCUGAAUAUACAUCCACACCUCUCAACUGACCUGCUGAAAAAUAGAAACAAUAACUUUCUCACCCCCUUAUUCUUGCCCUCUUCACCCUGCAUAUACAUAUAUCCAGCUGAGAGAUCACACUACGAGUGCUAAGAGAUGGACCUUAUACUCUUAAAUAACCCAGGCCCACACAGAAGAAAAAUACUUUAUCCCCUUGAACAGACCCUUCUCCUCUUGACCGUGUCUUUAUGUGUCUAUGUGUAUCUGUGUGCAGGGUCUUUGAAGAGAGCAUGCAAAGUGCAAACUGUAUAAGCUAGAUUUUCUAGGGGCUGUGUUCUGGGGAUGCGGGUAGUGGGGAUUGUAUGGGGUUUUCUGUUUUGUUUCAAGAUAGUAAGCUGAGUGAUUAAGGGAGCCCUAGUGGAAAGAGUUCAGUUGUGGGUGUUGAGGUAUAAAGCCUUCUCCAGUAUCACUGAGAUCAAGACAGCCAUGGAUAUAUACGUCUAGGUUUGAAUCUCUGGGCCACAGAUUCUUUUUGCCUGCGUAGAGAGAGAAAGAGACAUCCUCAGUGAGGUGAGCUGUUUCUUGUUGAUUUCAGACAAGGUGCAUAUAGAAGCUUUGUGCUGAGUGGGUUUUUUUUGUUCUUAUUUUAAGUGCUGGGAAAUUAUGGCAGGAGUCACAGUGCUUGCAGGUUGUCAUCACUCUUGUUUGACCUUGAUUGCCUCAUCAAGGGGGCAUAGUUAUUCUUGAGGACUUCAUUCUCCUAGAAAUAGAACUUUAGGGGAAAUGGCUGUGGCUUAGCUUUUUGGCUGAUGCAGGGUAGUGAGCUUUCCAGUUGAUUUUCCUCCAGUUCUGAAAAGGUGUCUACACUAAGACUCUUAACUAAGAACUUGCACAAGUAUUCUAGCACCCACUAGUUAAUGAGUUGGUCAUUGUUUCUCUUUAUUGAUGAUGUGUUAAUACCAAUCUUAUAAUUUAUAAAUUAUCUUGUAUGUAAGAGCAGUUUGUGGGUAGGGAGGGAGAGGCACAGAGGAUGGAAGUGGGAUAUUUUCUCUUUAAUACUUAGAUACUGGUUUUCUCUUAACACACUUAUUUCUCAGCUACAGUUGGUGGAACUAACCAGAGAGGCAAGAGAAAGUGAGCUGCAACAAUCUAGUUUAAUGACUCUUCCAUUUGCUUAGGAAAAACUGGGUUAAUCAUAGUUCCUCAGAGUCCUGGGCCCAAAUGGAGCCGAAAAUAAGGUCACUUUGCUGACUGGGCUUCUUAGAGUGGAUAUGACUUGAGCAAUCUCGCCCCUACCUCCUUUCUGCUCUAAGCAGCAUUCCUUCUUGCCUGGAAUGCACUUCUCUUGCUUAUGUUCCUAUGAAUAGAGCAAAAUGGCCAGCCCUUUGUAAGGCAUCCUUUGUCCUAGGUCCUAAGAGAUAGAAGCAUUUUAGUAGAAGGAUCAGUAACAGGAGAUGCCCUAGGGAAACUGGACCCCAUUGGUAAAACUGGACUAUAUCAUUUCUUUUACCUUCCCACUAUGCCUCAUUCAUUAACACAAAUCAGCUCUAUGGGAGCAAUGAUUCAAAACCUGUUUUGGAUCACAGACCCUUUUGAGAAUCUGAUGAAAACCAAAAACUCACUUUUGAGAAAAAAGAUGUUAGUAAUCAUUCUAUUUUGCAUACACAUUUAGCAGGUUCAGAGCCCAUCCAUGGAAUCACUAAACUGAGGUCAAAGAAAGGGAGUUACCCUGACCCAGUAUGGUCAUUAUAUGUUUGUGACAAGAAUUAUAAGGCAAGGAUCACUAAACAUUAUAAGGACUAAGAUACCAGAGUCAGUAGGAUAUAGGAUAUAAAGAGAAAGUCUGGUCUUUAAUGACUUGAAAUGUAUUACUUACAUUCUACUCUAUGUCUAUAUCUAUAUCUGUAUCUAUAUAGAUACAUGACAUGCUGACAAAUUGGCUCCUCACAAACCUUGUUUUAAAGACCCAUAGGAGGUGACUUUCCAUACCAUCAGAUCUCACCUCUUAAUAACCAAAUGUUAACCUCCAGUCUUUGAUUUCUUUUAGUAAUUGUAAGGAGAGAAAGUGAAGCCCCCAAAGUGUAGAUACAGUGAUUGUACCCAACAGAAAGGCAUUUUGGAAUCCUAGGGCCUUCUACAGAAGGGGCAUCUUUUAGGUCAUUUCUGGUAAACCAGUGUCUUCUCUACCUUCAUCCAGAACCAGUUCCCUUGGACGAAAAAUAAAAUAAGCAACAGCCAUCAACUGGGUGAAGAGAUUUGAGUGAUUUUUUUCCCACAGAGAAACUCCCAUCUUCCUCCCAACUCUCUCUGCCACAUAUCUACCCUAUCCUAUUCCAUUUAAAUAAAAAAUGUCUCUGUGUUCUCUCUGGGAAAAAUGUAAAGUAGGAAAGACCAUCUUCAGGAACCUGUCAGCUUUUUCCAUCUGUGGUGCCUCUACCUUGUUCAGAGCUCAAGUAUCCUUGCUUUUUUACCCAUCAGAGUAUCUCUGCAAAGAAUUCCUUACAAUGGACAAUGUAACCCAAAGGGUUAGCUUUUCCCAGAGCGACUUACAUUUUAAGCUGUAGCUCUGAGAGUGGAAGUGGAAGGAAAAGAUUUCCCUUGUUAAAGUGAUGUUAUGUCUUCAGGGUUCAAUCUGGGACAAAAUCCUUUCCUUUUCCAGAACUUCUACAAUCAAACCACUAUUUCCUAUUUCCAUAAAGGGUAAAGUGAGCCCUGACACAGAACCAGAGGUGCCAGAAGAUAGGUUCUUUCCAUCUGUCUACAGAUGGGUGUACUGGGUGGGGAUGAGUGGGGAUGAGCAACAACAAAAAAGUGAAAUCUAUUCCCUUAGCUCCCUUAGAUCCCCUGAGCUGGCAAAGUUUACUUCUAUUCCUUGGAGUGCUAUACUAGGCCAUGGGUAUCAAAAUGCAGUCUUUGGACCAGCAGCAUCAACAUCACCUAGGAACUUGUCUUAAAAAUGCAAAUUCUUACCCCAGACCAAAUUAAUCAGAACCUCUGAGGCUGGAACCCAACAUUCAGUCUUUUAACAUGCCUUCCAGGAUAUUUGAUGUAGGCUAAAGUUUGAGAACCACUGGCUAAGAGAUUCAAAUUCCAUUUCAAUCAGUGGUCUCUCGCCCUGUUCAAAUAGGGAGAGAUGGAAUCUUCACACUUCUGUUCUCAAAGAUUUAUUUUCUGCAAACUCCCUAGGCUAGUUGCUCCUCAGUUCUGUUCCUCUUGAGUCCCAAGGUUUUUCCUCACCCUCAAGUCAGUGAAGGAACUGAGUUAGUCACAAAUUUCUGAAACUGGUGGGGUAACUACCAAGCUAUUGUAACUGGUUGGGGCUGGAGCUUCUAAAAUGGGCACUGAGGAUUUAUGGGUUCAGAAAUCUGAAGAGAUAAAAAGGAACAGAUACCUCAAAGAGGGUAAAUGCAAUGUAAAACUGAGAAACGGACAUGCAAAGAAAUGGUCCCCCUUUGCUAGUCCUUUUUCAGGCUUAAUAAGUUGCCCUGGAGGCACAUGGGGUGGGCAUUCAGGUAGAGAGAAAGGCCAGCUGUCCCAAGCUGUUAAGGACCCAAGUUUUCUUACCUCACAAUUGCACUGGAGACCAAUGAGAUGCCAUGCAAGGGAUUUCUAACCAUGCUUUGGCCUACCAUGUGGACAAGGGCAGCAGGAGGAUCAGAGAGCCCCGAGGACAUAAGAGGAAACCAGGCUCAUUUUAGUAAGAUAUGACACAAGCAAGAUUUGAACCCAGACUCUGUUUAGUAGGUAGAGGUUGUAACCAAUUAAGCCAUUGUGCCUAUGUCAAAAAUACAUUCUACUGCUUUGAAGAUUCUGUCCAAUUUAGGCUACAGGAAGGGAUCUGUCUUGCAGGCCUCUGUUACCUCUUCCACCUCCUCUCCUAGGCAUACCCAUGAGGACUGAUGAACUGACAGUUGCCAACCUGCGACCUCUGUGGGGCUCUGGGUCAAAAGGUUAGAGUGCAAAACUCUAGGGAAGGGGAUCAGCCCCUGUCCCCUAAGGCAGAAAACCUUGGCUACUGCUUUCUUCAACCCCAGGCCUCCAGCUCUCUCCCUCUCUCCUUUCCUGUCACUGCCUCCAUUUGCCUAAUAAGCAGAGCUCUUCCUCCACUCUUUGCUCCUACUUCUCUUUUUCAGUUGGUUUUGUUUUGUUUUGUUUUGCCUGCAGAAUGCCACACCUUCCCAAGGGUAUUUGUUCUACCCAAUCUCUAUCCUUCUUCCUUCGUAGUUUCUCUCUUCAAGCCUCUAGCCAGUUGCAUUCCAUCAUGAGCCCACUGCCUACUUUAGCCACUAAGCAGGGUCCAUUCCUCGUACUUCCCACUUUCUUCCCUCAGAUUCUUGGCUUGGCUAUAUUAGCUCAGCUGCCGUCUCCCCACUCUACCUCUCUCUCUCAUACAUACCUCCCCAUAUCCGAACUUGGCCAGGGUUGCCUGUACUGCCAAAUCCAGGCCCUUUACUCCAUUCCCUACAGACGCUUCUUCCCUUGAUGUAGCUUCCAAAAUGGCUUUCUACUUUUUGCGAUUUUGAUUUACUCAUUCCCUUCCUAGCUCUUCCUGAGAAUCAGUUUUAAUUUGACGAGCCAUUUUUUGUGUGCCUCCUAUGUGCUGGGCAUUGGCUGUUGAAGGCAUGAGAGAUCAAGUACGACUGCCGUCCCCAUACUCAGUAUGUUCCUCAGCCGACCCCGCCACUGCCACCACUUUCCUGCCACACCUCAUGACACUGUGUGCCAAGGCACCCUCUUAUGGAGGCUUUGGGUAUGCGUACCCACUUGCCAUCCAGCCCAACUGCCCCUGUGCUUGCCAGAUUUCUAGCUAUUGUCUGAGUUGCUUCCCUCUAAGCACUGUGACCUGCCCACAGGUUACCCAAUGAGGACUUACAUCUGUAUCCUUAAGGAUCUAUAAUAUGCUCUUAUGGUCCCUGUCAGUUGAAUAAAGGAUGUAUUGGCUGUGUCACUGA
Messenger RNA from Vicugna pacos (alpaca), 7083 nucleotides. RefSeq names its product zinc finger protein 641 (gene ZNF641). NCBI's taxonomy places the organism in Eukaryota, Metazoa, Chordata, Mammalia, Artiodactyla, Camelidae. Gene Ontology annotation, cellular component: nucleoplasm; nucleus. Gene Ontology annotation, biological process: regulation of transcription by RNA polymerase II. The record is from RefSeq and is a predicted model, not a curated record. Gene Ontology annotation, molecular function: RNA polymerase II transcription regulatory region sequence-specific DNA binding; DNA-binding transcription factor activity, RNA polymerase II-specific.